AUGCCCAGUAAGGUGUGCUUUUUUUCUGUUUUGCUCUCCCCCCUUUCCUCCCAUUUUAGCACCUCAGUAACCUCUGCCAAAGUGGCUGUGAAUGGUGUUCACCUGCAUUAUCAGCAGACUGGAGAGGGAGAGCAUGCAGUCCUACUGCUUCCUGGGAUGUUGGGAAGUGGAGAGACUGAUUUUGGACCCCAACUCAAGAACCUAAGUAAGAAGCUCUUCACGGUGGUUGCCUGGGAUCCUCGAGGGUAUGGACAUUCCAGGCCCCCAGACCGAGAUUUUCCAGUGGAUUUUUUUGAAAGGGAUGCAAAAGAUGCCGUUGACUUGAUGAAGACACUGAAGUUUAAGAAGAUCUCUCUGCUGGGAUGGAGUGAUGGUGGCAUAACUGCACUCAUUGCUGCUGCAAAAUAUCCAUCUUACAUCCACAAGAUGGUGAUCUGGGGGGCCAAUGCCUAUGUCACUGAGGAAGAUCUCAAAAUUUGGGAGGGCAUCCGAGAUGUUUCCAAAUGGAGUGAGAAAACGAAAAAGCCUCUAGAAGCCCUAUAUGGGUAUGACUACUUUGCCAGAACCUGUGAAAAGUGGGUGGAUGGCAUAACACAGUUUAAACGUCUACCAGAUGGUAACAUCUGCCGGCACUUGCUGCCCCUGGUCCAGUGCCCCACCUUGAUUGUGCAUGGUGAGAAAGAUCCUCUGGUCCUGCGAGUCCAUGCUGACUUCAUACAUGAGCAUGUGAAAGGAUCACGGUUGCAUCUGAUGCCAGAAGGCAAACACAACCUGCAUUUGCGUUUUGCAAAUGAAUUCAACAGGUUAGCAGAAGACUUCCUACAAUGAAAAUCUCCCUGUGAACACUUGAAUCUUGGUUAUUCCUCGGCCUGGGGCUUGAUCAUGUUGCUGCCUGUUUCCAUGAUGCCUUUGAAACUCCCCAACUGAUGUCACACCUCUGCUCACCCUACCUUCCCAGGCUUCCUGCUCCUCCCUACAAUUUGAUCAUAAUCAAAGUAGAAUAAUGACAUAGCGAAAACAGACUCUAGCUUCAAUAGUUACAAAAAUUAAAUCUGCCUUAACAUUAAGUUGUGAAUUUCUACCAUUGUCUUAAAAAAUAAAAUCCCGCUAUAUUGUACUUUCAAAUAA
Carlito syrichta (Philippine tarsier) is the source of this 1128-nucleotide messenger RNA. RefSeq names its product biphenyl hydrolase like (gene BPHL). The transcript has 7 exons. Lineage: Eukaryota; Metazoa; Chordata; Mammalia; Primates; Tarsiidae. Bases 1 to 828 code for a protein of 275 amino acids. The record is from RefSeq and is a predicted model, not a curated record.